Molecule: messenger RNA, 1713 nt
Organism: Aspergillus saccharolyticus JOP 1030-1
Lineage: Eukaryota; Fungi; Ascomycota; Eurotiomycetes; Eurotiales; Aspergillaceae
Product: cleavage polyadenylation factor subunit CLP1
Exons: 3
Coding region: 1-1713 (570 amino acids)
Biological process (GO): tRNA splicing, via endonucleolytic cleavage and ligation
Cellular component (GO): nucleus; mRNA cleavage factor complex
Molecular function (GO): polynucleotide 5'-hydroxyl-kinase activity
Source: RefSeq, a predicted model, not a curated record
AUGUCUCUUCCCGGUCUAGAUCUUACGCAACCCUCUGGGGAGAAGGAGUUUGUCCCCGCACCGCCUACACAGAUCAGUCUUUCCAAAGGUUCGGAAUGGCGAUUUGAGGUUGCUUUCGGCACCAUCGUGCGCGUCAGGCUUCUCGCCGGCACCGCCGAACUGUUCGGCACCGAACUCGCACCGUCACAAACGUACACCUUCUCCGGCACGAAAGCCGCGAUCUACACCUGGCACGGGUGUACCUUGGAGGUCAGCGCCGGCGAGACCUAUUCGACGCUGGAUAGCCUGGCGCCCGGCGGCAGCAACGGAUCGAUCACGGCGGGCGAUGGCAGCACGACGCGCGGCUUAGGCGCCGGAGGCUGCCAGAGCGAGUACACAGCGGAGGAGACACCCAUGGUGGAGUAUGCCAACGUGCACUUCGCGCUGGAGACGAUGCGCCAGCAGGCCAAGGCGCAGGGCAGAGACGGCCCGCGGGUGCUGAUUCUCGGCCCUGAGGACGCGGGCAAGACCAGUCUCGCAAAGAUCUUGACGGCGUACGCCACCAAGGUCGGGCGGCAGCCGAUCGUCGUCAACCUCGACCCAACGGAGGGCAUGCUGAGUGUGCCUGGCACGUUGACGGCGACCGCGUUCCGCACGAUGAUCGAUAUCGAGGAAGGGUGGGGCAGUAGUCCCAUGUCGGGGCCGAGUGCAGUGCCCGUCAAGCUGCCGCUGGUGUAUUUCUAUCCGAUGGCGAAUCCGCUCGAGGCGGAGGGGUCGGUGUAUAAGGGGAUCGUGUCGCGGUUGGCGCUCUCGGUGAUGGGGCGGAUGGCGGAGGAUGAGGAUGCCAGGGAGACGGGAAUUAUUGUGGAUACACCCGGAAUUCUCAGUCAGAGUAAGGCGGGAAAUGUGGAGUUGAUCAAGCAUAUCGUGACCGAGUUUGCCAUUACGACGAUUUUGGUCAUCGGCUCCGAACGGCUCUACAGUACGAUGAUGAAGAACUUCGAUAACAAACCUACGGCUAGCGCGUCCGCUGUGGCGUCAGACGAGCGUAUCUCGGUGGUCAAGCUGUCCAAGUCGGGGGGAUGUGUGGAUCGGGACGCCGCGUUCAUGAAAGCCGUCCGCGAGUCGCAGAUCCGCACGUACUUUUUUGGAAAUCCGAUCCCUUCGACGGCAUCGGCGGCGCUGUCGUUGUCGGCUGCGUCUACCACGAACGUGACCUUGUCGCCGCACGCGCAGCAGCUAGAUUAUAGUUCCUUAGCGAUAUACAACUACACUGUGGCCUCGGUGGAGGAGGACGAGGAUGAGUACGACCCGGCGCAGUUUGGGACAGAUUCGUUCCUCCCUGGAGGCAACGAGGCGGACCAGAGCCAGGGUCACCAGCCAGAGGAGAGUAGUGCUACGCCUACUUUGCCGGGGCUGCCGGGGCUGCCGGGACUGCCUGGGAGUAGCACGGGUGGUGCGGAGACGACCAGCGCGAGUGUGCCGAUGAAGAAGCUGCUGCCGCCGGCGCCGACGGGGUUGGCCAAUUCGCUGCUGGCCAUCACGCACGCGGCGCCGACAGCGAGUCCGGGGGAUGUGCGCGAUGCGAGCAUCAUGGGGUUUUUGUAUGUGGCGGAAGUAAACAAUGAGCGGGGGAAGAUCCAGGUAUUGGCGCCGGUGGGGGGGAGAGUGCCUCCGCGGGCGUUGGUGUGGGGGAAGAAAUGGCCUGGGGAGGUGGUAGGAUUAGUGGGUUAG